AUGAAGACCAGCACCCUCCCGCUCACCCUCCUGGCGUCUUACGCCAUGGGUGUCAUUGGAACCCCCAUAGCUGCUGAGCAGCGACCAGGUCAGCAACAUUCAGAAGACGGUCGGUCUCCUGUCAUUCUGAGUCUGGGUGUGUACGCAUUCGUCGAAGCCGCUGGUUUAACUCCAGUGAAGACGAUGCUCCCUGGAACGACUCCAACAACUACCGCACCAUCUAUCUUCGCAACCAGGGAGGUAGGAGCUGCCAUAUGGAGAUCAAUGGUGCCGCCGAUGGUAGUGAUGCCUCUACUACAACCCAUGACAAUUGGGACUGCGCUUGGGUGUAUCAAGGAAAGAAGGCAGACGAAGAUUGUUGAUUGUGAAUACUCUGGAGACUACGGUCGUGACGGUAUCUGCUAUACCAGUGUUAAGGAUCGGUUCUCAUCCGGUAGGAACAAGUUUUUCACUAGAUAUGCAAUGCCCUGUGCGGGUCAGAACGCCAUCCUUAGUUCCGAUACUGGAUAA
Molecule: messenger RNA, 510 nt
Organism: Aspergillus glaucus CBS 516.65
Lineage: Eukaryota; Fungi; Ascomycota; Eurotiomycetes; Eurotiales; Aspergillaceae
Exons: 4
Coding region: 1-510 (169 amino acids)
Source: RefSeq, a predicted model, not a curated record